This is a messenger RNA of Rhopilema esculentum, 2209 nucleotides long. RefSeq names its product acid ceramidase. Gene Ontology annotation, biological process: fatty acid metabolic process. NCBI's taxonomy places the organism in Eukaryota, Metazoa, Cnidaria, Scyphozoa, Rhizostomeae, Rhizostomatidae. The record is from RefSeq and is a predicted model, not a curated record. Gene Ontology annotation, molecular function: fatty acid amide hydrolase activity; N-acylsphingosine amidohydrolase activity. Gene Ontology annotation, cellular component: lysosome.
UUGCAAGCAUCAUGUGAUCACAUCACAUUAUUGGCAAGGCUGCAAGAAAACAAGGAGAGGCUUUGGUGCGUUCCUUGUUCGAAAACAGCUACAGACAUGUCACUCUUACAACUUUUGAUAGUAGCUGCAGCAUUUUACGUUGGAUGCAUUCACUGCCAGGACUUUGAUGGAUGCUCUGUGAAUGCCUAUCCACCACCAGAGAACACACAAAUCAAGGAUGUGAUUCUAAACCUUGACCUGGCACCAAAAGAAAGAUGGAGUCACCUUGUUGCACCCUACAAAGUACAGUUGACGGCACUGAUUGCACAGAUUAAGAAGCUUGUGUCAGCAAAGGUUCUUGAAAUCAUUGACAAAAGCUUGGAAGCCAUUGUAUUCAGACUACCUCAGCCAUAUCGGGAUGAAAUUAUAGGGAUUUCAACUGCAACUGAAAUAGAACUUGGUGAAGUUGUUUUGUACAAUAUCUUUUAUGAGAUUUUCACAGUAUGCACCUCUAUUGUUGGACAAGACAAAGAUGGAAAGUUAUAUCAUGCCAGAAAUCUUGACUUUGGACUUUUUAUGGGUUGGGACAUGAAAAACAACACAUGGGCCAUCAGUGAAUUACUCAGACCUUUGAUUUUCAAUGUUCUGUACCAGAAACAAGGAAAAGUUGUUUACAAAGCUGUACAUUUUCUUGGAUAUGUAGGAAUAAUUACUGGAAUCAAACCUGGGGUUUUCACAUUGACAGUCAAUGAAAGAUUUGCUUUGGAUGGAGGGUAUAUUGGUCUGAUUGAAUGGCUUCUUGGAAUGAACAAAGCACGGUGGAUGGGUUUCUUAACUCGUGAAACCUUUGAGAAUGCCAACAGCUUUGAUGAUGCCAAAAAAGCACUUUCUGAUGACCAGUUGAUUGCACCUGUCUAUUUUAUACUUGGAGGCACUAAGCCAGGCGAGGGGUGUGUUAUUACAAGAUCAAGAACAAAGUCUCUUGAUGUCAUGAGCUUGGACCCACCUAAGGGAGUGUGGUAUGUCCUGGAGACCAAUUAUGACCAUUGGAAAGCUCCACUUUUUAUUGAUGACAGAAGAACACCAGCAAACACUUGCAUGAAGAACACAACACAAGCUGGUAUGGGUUUUAAAGGACUUUUCAAUGUUUUGUCUACAAAACCUGUAUUGAACAAGUUGACAGUUUACACUGCCCUGUUGCAAGUGGAUUCUGGGACCAUGACAACUUACAGAAGAUCAUGUCAUGACCCAUGCUGGCCCUGGUAAAUCAAGUUGUAAUCUCCAAUUGAUCCCAGAAAAAGAUGAGUCCUACUUUUGUCUGGAGACAAUCUGAUUGACAAAUGGCAAUUUUGAAAAAUUUACUGUAUUGAACUUUCGUUUAAAAAUCAAGCUCAUAUUUCAAAAGAAAUUGUGAAAUAAUGUUAAAUGCUAAAUUUUAGUUUUUUUGCUAACUUGUUUUUGGAUAAUGUUAAGCUAAUAUAUAAUACUUAAUACAUCGCUAUCUAAUAACUUGCCUGAGAUCAAGACUUAAUGAAGUUAAAAUCGCAUUUGAAGCACUGAACCAGCUACUUCACUACAAACAAAAUUUUGAGCUUGCAGGUGCAGUUUUUUUCCUUUUUUUGUUAUCUCAUCAUUCCAUGAUAUUUGGGAAAAGUUAUCUUCAAAGUUUCUUCAGUUCAAUUUAUUUAAAAAGAAACAGAAAUGGUAUUCCAAAGCGUUUUCUUUUCUUGUUUAUAAGUGCGAUAUUCAUUUCCUUUUUGUCGCUGAUAUGAAGCUAUCGAAAAAGUGUCUAACAGUGUUUUCAGCCUUGAAAGUUUGGAUUAAAAUUGUUGUUUCCAUCCAAUAACAAGCUAUCACUACCUUGAAUCGCCAACUUCAUAACUUCCACUUGCCAAUUACGCCAAAUUUUCUCUGCUGUUUUUGCAAAUCCUUUUUCCAAAGCAUUUUGAGAAGUAUUUUUGUAGUUUAAUCAUUAAAACAGCUGGUCGUGAAAUAUUUGAAGAAUAUACCUAAAGUGGGUAUUUACAAGACUAUAAUUUUCAAUGUCUUCUUGUUUGUUGAUUAGCAUAUUAAUUAAUUUACAGUUUUGGUUCUUGAAGUAUGUGAAGCUUUUCUCUUUUGUUUGAAUUUGAGAUGUGGACAUAACUGUUUUGUAAUUGCAAAAAAUAUUGAAGUCGUACUAAUAAAAGAAUGUGUUGUGAAUUUGGAUAAAAAAAUUAUAAGAACUAAA